This is a messenger RNA of Hevea brasiliensis (rubber tree), 5543 nucleotides long. RefSeq names its product pentatricopeptide repeat-containing protein At4g19440, chloroplastic. The record is from RefSeq and is a predicted model, not a curated record. The coding region runs from base 590 to 3094 and encodes 834 amino acids. The transcript has 5 exons. Gene Ontology annotation, molecular function: protein binding. Lineage: Eukaryota; Viridiplantae; Streptophyta; Magnoliopsida; Malpighiales; Euphorbiaceae.
AGUGUCCAGGUGUCCAAGCGUCCAUUCAAUAUUUGAGUGGGUCGCCGUGCGACGAGCACCCUCUGAGCAAUCACCCUUUGAGCAAGCUCGGUGGGACGAGCAGCAUCAAAUAUUUAGCAGAUCCAAAUUCGUGUCCCGUUAUCCCAAUCCUCUACCGGGAAAAAAGAAAAAGCAAUUCUUCAAUAGGCUAAACCAAAUGGGUCUUUAUACCUUUAAACAGAUUUAGGCCCAACCAGUAAGUGAGAAUGCAUCACCAAAUUCUGGGCCCAACAUCUAUUGCUUCUCUGCGCGUCCCUUAACCCUCGUUUUUCAGUUUUCAGCCUUUUGCUCUCUGGCGGCAUAAGCCAAUCAUCCAUGGCAGCCUAACGGAACUCUUGGUGAAAACUGAAACAAGCUUCCACUCUCCUCUUCACAAACGUUCUCCUCUUCACAAACAGUUUUCACCCUUUUGCUCUCUGGCGUCUUUCUUCUUCUCUCAACGAAUCAACGAGUGUUGAUGGCAUCUUCUCUUGCACUUUGAACCUCUUCUAUACGCUAAAGUUCCCAUAAAUAAGCCACUUCGCUUUUUCCUCUGUGUAUUCGAUCUUUAAUGGAUUUGAGAAGGCUUUCUGUCAUCAAACCCACCUUUGUUUUUCAUCCCAUAACUCGUCCCUUGACUUUUGUGACGUCCUCAAUCGAACAACCACCUCAAACGCAUCCUCAAGAACCUCCAUUGCAUUCCCAGACCCAACAACAAGCUUCAAAUCAGAGUUUAGUUAAGUGGGUAUUUUCUAUUCUCUCUAAUUCGUCUUUUGAUUCUUCUAAAUGUAGACAAAUCCUGCCUCAUUUGUGUCCUCACGAGUUCGAUCUUUGUUUCCUUGCCAUUGGAUCGAAUGUGAAUCCCAGAACUGCUUUACACUUCUUUCACUUUGCAUCUGAUACUUGUAAGUUUCGUUUCACCGUACGUUCUUAUUGCCUUUUGAUUCGAUUGCUGGUUUCUUCCAAUCUUUUAUCACCUGCGAGAUUACUUCUCAUUCGUUUGAUUGAUGGGAAACUGCCAGUUUUGUAUGCCGACGAUUUUCAGAAGAGACAUACUGAGAUCGCUAUGACAAUUGCUGAACUGAAUUCGCGGUUUGAGCUGGCCAUUUCAGUUAGAGUAGUUGAUUUAUUGAUUCAUGUUUAUAGUACGCAAUUUAAAAAUCUGGGUUUUGGUGUUGCUGUUGAUGUGUUUAGUAUAAUGGCGGGUAAGGGUUUGUUUCCAUCUUUGAAGACUUGCAAUUUUUUGUUGAGUUCUUUAGUGAAAGCUAAUGAGUUGAAGAAGAGCUAUGAGGUGUUUGAUAUGAUGUGUCGUGGUGGUGUCACUCUGGAUGUUUACUUGUUGAGUACCAUGAUUAAUUCCUUUUUCAUGGGAGGCAGGGUGGAGGAUGCCAUUGGGUUGUUCCUUAAAAUGGAAAAAAUAGGUGUUGCUCCGAAUGUUGUUGCCUAUAAUAAUAUUAUACAUGGUUUGUGCAAGAACGGAAGAUUAGAUGAGGCAUUUCAGUUUAAAGAAAAGAUGGUAAGGGAGGGAGUGAACUUGAGUCUUAUAACUUAUAGCAUUCUCAUUAAUGGUUUGGUUAAGUUGGAGAGAUUUGAUGAAGCUAACUGUAUUUUGAAGGAAAUGACUGACAGAGGUUUUAUGCCAAAUAUAGUUUUGUAUAACACAUUGAUUGAUGGAUAUUGUAGGAUGGGUCAUAUGGCUGAGGCACUACUAAUAAGAGAUGAUAUGCUAUCCAAGGGAAUAAGUCCCAAUUCAGUUACUUUCAAUUCAAUUAUACAAGGCUUUUGCAAGAGUAAUCAAAUGGAAAAAGCUGAGCAUGUUUUGGAGGAAAUGCUGUCAAGAGGUUUAGUAAUAAACCAGGGUGUAUUUACUUCAGUUAUUCAUGGGUUAUGUUUGAAGUCUAGGUUUGAUUCUGCUCUAAGGUUUACUAGGGAGAUGCUAUUAAGAAAUAUAAAGCCUAAUGAUGGUUUGCUGACCACGUUGGUUUCCAGACUAUGCAAGAAUGGUAAGCAAUCAGAUGCCAUUGAACUUUGGUUUAGGCUGUUGGAAAAAGGUUUUGCAGCCAAUGUAGUGACCUCAAAUGCUCUUUUAUAUGGGCUUUGUGAAUCAGGUAACAUGCAAGAAGCUGCCAAGCUUCUUAAGGAGAUGCUAGAGAGGGGUAUGAUAUUGGAUAAAAUUUCAUAUAAUACCCUCAUAUUGGGGUGUUGCAAGGAAGGCAAACUCGAGGAAGGUUUUAAACUUAAGGAAGAGAUGGUAAAACAAGGAAUGCAGCCGGACCUAUAUACUUACAAUCUGCUACUACAUGGGCUUUGUAAUAAGGGCAAAAUAGAAGAAGCUGGUAUGCUUUGGGCUGAAUGCCAAAGAAAUGGUCAUGUUCCUAAUGUUUACACAUAUGGGGUCAUGAUAGAUGGAUACUGCAAAGCCAACAAAAUUGAAGAGGGUGAAAAACUGUUCAGAGAGAUGGUUACUAUGAAAAUAGCAUUAAAUUCUGUUGUUUAUAAUACUUUAAUCAGAGCAUAUUGUAAAUGUGGGAAUAUGGUUGAAGCAUUCAGACUUCGUCAUGACAUGAGAAGUAGAGGCAUCCCCUUAACUUCUGCCACAUAUUCUUCCCUUGUACAUGGACUCUGCAAUAUCGGCCUUGUUGAUAAUGCAAAUGACCUUCUUGAUGAGAUGAGGAAGGAGGGUUUAUCGCCAAAUAUUUUCUGCUAUACUGCACUUAUUGGUGGUUAUUGUAGGCUAGGGCAGAUGGAUAAAGUUGAUAGUAUCGUGCAGGAAAUGUCUUUACAUAACAUACAUCCUAAUAAAAUUACCUAUACCAUCAUGAUAGAUGGGCAUUGCAAAUUGGGAAAUAUGAAAGAAGCUUCUAAGCUUUUGGGAGAGAUGACUGAAAAGGGAAUUGUCCCAGAUGCCGUCACCUACAAUACCCUUACAAAUGGGUUUUCUAAGGUAGGGAGGGUAGAGGAAGCUUUUGAAGUAUGUGAUCAAAUGUCCUCCAGAGGAGUGUCUUUAGAUGAAAUUACAUAUACUACAUUGAUUGAUGGGUGGCACAAGCCAUCUGCAGUCACAAAUCAAGAAUGAUUAGAAUCUCUCAAAAAGUUGGAUGCUUUUUCUACAUGCUAUUUUCUAUCUCUGAAAUGAGUACAGAUUUCAGCAGCUUAUUUAAAUAAAAUGAAAGCUGAUCGUUUAUUAUGGAGAGUAGUCGCCCAUCUUGUCUUUUAAAUUCAAGUACUACCAUUGAGUUUCAGAGGAGUACUUCCUAUAGGGCAGCAUUGGUUCACUGCAUCUGCAAGCUUAAGGUACUUUCCAAAAAAUUAUUGUUCCUACACAUGCCCCAAUUUUAUCUCAUAACUUGUUACAUGUGCCUUUAUUCAGGUUGAGAUUGCACUAUCGGGCAGUGCAAGUUACUUAUUCUUGUAAUGAAUACACGGUUCUUAAAAGCAGCCUGUUGAUAGCUUUUCAUUUACCAUGUUAAGCCUUUUUUAGUAUUCUAAAUUUCCCUCUUGAUUUAAAAUUUGAUGCCCUUUACAAAUUUCUUUCUAUAAAUUAAUCAUGGAAUGGAGUUGUUGCACAUCUGUGGAUUAUUUUGAAAAAAUUUGCAUUUUCUCUACCUGUAUUAAUAUAAAUAGGUUCUAUUUAUGAUUGUAUCCUUGUUCCAGCUUUCAUCCCUGACGUUCUUCAAAUGUGUCUCUGUGUCAAUAUGGAUGUGGGUUUCGUUCUUCCUCUAUAAAAGCUUAUUUCAUUGUUUAUUUUCAUUUGUUGUAGAUAAUCCCAGGAUAUCUUCUUUAUGCUAUUCUUUAAUAAAACAUGAAUGGUGGCAGAUGCUAAUUAAUAGUUCAAUAGAGUUAGCAGCAGCAGCAUGGGUGGUGGGAAACAAUAAUGACAGUAAUAUUGGUGGCCAUUCUUUUAUCACAUAUAAGAAGAAUGGCAAAAUGCGGAAAGAAAAAAUAUAUUAGAAACUAUUACAAAUUUAAAAUCCUUGUAAACUUGGGAGCUGCUACUUUGUGAAGUUUAGGGCUGCACCUAGAGCAUUCCUAGCAUUCUGCUUUAAUGGUCCAAAUAAUAUGAUUUCCUUUCAUUAGUUUUUUUUUUUUAAUUUUUUUAUUUUUUUUAAGAGAAGAAGAUUGUAAGAAUUUACAUGGUAGACAAAUAUAUAGGAUCAAGGCAUUGACAUUCAUUGAUGAUAUCCUCUGAAGUGUUCAAGUACUAUGCUAUAAGUGCCAGAUGAGGGGUGAUCUGCAUCACGUUUAAGGUGAAAUUUAAUAAAUGAAUUCUUCAUUCCAUUGUUUCCUUGAAAUUGUUUAGAUAUUUGCUGAUUCUUGGAUAUGUUGCUUAAUGCAAAUUGUCUUAAUUUUUUUACUUGGGUUUAUGGUAUGAAACCCAGAAAAAGUGAAUGGUCGUGUUUCAAGUGCAUUCUCUUUUAGUGACAGAUUUUAUCUGUAUCUUGAAACAAAUAGGUGCUUUGAUAUGUUAAUGGAGCUGAGUUAGUCACACCCUUAAACUUAUAUAUAAUUUAUGUAAGAAAAUAUGAAUGUCAAAGCCAAUUAUUUGUCUAUAUUUUAGUUUUUUUUUAAGGGUCACCAAUAUAAAAAUAUACUAUUUUCAGUUUGUAAUUAAUUUAUAUAUUUUCAAUGGGAUCAGUUGCAUAUUGGUGGGGCAAUAGGUUUGUGACCUGUAUAAGGUCUCAACUCCCUCAUGUUUCUGAUUAGGCUCUCACAGUCUCACCUGGCUAUCUUGCUUCUUUCCCAUCUCAGUCUCUUGCCCAUCCUUCUGUUGGUGUUUAUUCCUGAGGAAAUUAUGAACAAACCAAGUUAAGUGAUAUGCAAAGGUAUAACAAUUUGAGAUUAGCUGCAUUCUUGGAAUGAAAUUAGACCCAUGCAUGCAUCCUUGGUCUUUGCGGUGAAGGAAAAAUUUCUCAUUUAUUGAUCAGAUGUCUUUCAUGCUAAAACUGAAGAGGAUGGUUUGCCUCUUGGUGGAGGCUCGUAAAAGGUUUUCAAAUUCAAAGCUCUUGAGAUGCCAACACUACCAGCUGGUAACUUGGGAGGCUAUAGGUGCUUUUCAACACCAGGUUCUAUGAUUUUGGAUGCUACCUCAGAUAUAGUGCAAUGUGAAGAGUGAGGAACCGCAUCCUGGAAGCUGCUGCUUGUAGUCCCUAGUUAGUUUGCUUUUAUGAUAUUUUACUGUAAGCAAUGAAGAAUGAAAUCCAUUUGUUUUGCCAUGAUGUUUAUGUUGGGAAGUAAUCUUUUUGCUUAUGGCAACUGAGGUGACAGCUUCAAUGAGUGUAGUGCAAGUGUGUAACAAAUUGUUGAAGUUAUUUAGUGAUGAAGUGACGAGCUUAAUUGAGCUGCAUAUCCUUGUGUUCUUGGCUGAAGGACUCUAAUGUUAAGCAUGUUGAUAUUCGGAAGACUUCUCCCCUCCCUCAAAGCAGAAGUUGAUAUCUUCCAUGUAAUAAAUAGUCCUUUGUUAAUGAAAUAAUAACAUGUGGUGUGGAUGAUAAUAAAAGUGGAGAUGGUUAUACUUUUUUACUGAA